Messenger RNA from Camellia sinensis, 792 nucleotides. NCBI's taxonomy places the organism in Eukaryota, Viridiplantae, Streptophyta, Magnoliopsida, Ericales, Theaceae. The record is from RefSeq and is a predicted model, not a curated record.
AUGGUUAUGAUGAAGCUACUAACAUGGAAUGUCAGAGGUUUGGGGAGAAAGGAAAAAAGAAGUAAAGUUAAGAGGUUGUUGAAGGAUAGAGGUAUUGAUAUAGCUCUUUUUCAAGAGACAAAGAAGGCCUCCAUGUCUGAAAAGGAGAUCAAAGAGAUUUGGGCUAGGGAUAGUAUGGAAUAUAUGACUGUGGAUGUUGAGGGCUCUGCUGGUGGCCUAUUAUGUAUUUGGGAUCCAGCUGUUUUUCAAAUGUCAAGUUGCUGCUGUAAUAAAAGGUUUGUUCUUCUCUCUGGGUCUCUAUUCUUUUCUUUUGAUUGUGUUUUGAUCAAUGUGUAUGCACCAAAUGAAGUGGGCCAAAGAGGUAAAUUGUGGGAGUGUCUUCUAAAGUUAAAGGAGGAGUAUUCUAAGCCCUGGUAUAUAGGGGGGGACUUUAAUGAAAUUAGAAAGAUUGGUGAGAGGAAAGGCUGCUCUACGAGGGACAAGGGGAUGAAGGAGUUGAAUGAUUUUGUUGAUAGUAGUGAGUUGAAUGAUUUGCCUUUAUUAGGCCGAAGGUUUACAUGGUGUAAUGCUAGGGAAGGGGAGAAAUGGAGCAGAAUUGAUAGGGUUUUGGUGGACCCAAAAUGGGUGGAAUCAUUUAAUUUGAAGUUGUGGGGACUUCCUAGAGUCAUGUCUGAUCAUAGUCCCUUACUGCUAAUGGAAGAUGAGAGAGAGAGCUUGAAGAGGCAGAAAAAUGUUAUUACAUGUAGAGUUAAGCUUCAUAUGCAGUACAAAGUUGAAGAAGGUAGAGGAUGA